ACAAGCACUCUGACUGUGCAUGUAGAUCAGUAGAAGAUUGCCAUAGCGUAAAUGCCAGGUGGAGUAAUGCAAUGUACAACUGGUAUUUGAUUGAAAACUGCAGAUUUUUAGAUUUUCAGCUACAUUUUAUAUUUUUGUAAACCGGUUCAAUGGGAAUAUUAUCAAGUUUGCAUGUGGGCUCUGUACAAUGCGUUUGAGCAGGGCUGACCACAGUUUAUGUCAUUGUUUCUCCACAAUGGCUCUAUGGCAAGCCAUAUUCUUGCUUGUUUGUGGACUCAUUGAGUGCAAUGACGCCGUGUGCAGUGUGACCUGCACCACAGACUUCAUCUCCAAGCUGAACUGCUCUAAUUCUGACUCGGCAGAAACGGCUUCGUGUGAUAUUGUGGCAGAUUGCAGGGAUGAAUUUUCUGCUGUAAAUGGGACCUGCAGAAUCAAAUCGCCACAAUCCUGGUGCACAAUGGAACCAGAGGAUCUGGAUGAUGUAAUAUCCUAUGAUACCAACUGCUCUAUCAUAGUAACACAAAUGGCCAAACAAGGCAAUAUGGAGACCCCGACAAGGCGUCACUCUGAAAAUUUUGUUUUAUACAAAUCUAUUAAGCUAAUGCAACCUUUCAACCUAAGCAUUGCAAAAAUUGAUGGGGGUUUCAACCUCACUUGGGAUGUGGCUUAUGAAGACCACUAUCUGUAUAAAAAAUUAUACUAUGGAGUACGAUUACGAACUAAAAGUGACCCGGAUGAGAAGGGGCAAAUUUACACUACGCAGCAGAACCGACAAUCCAUGAUUAUCAUCAGUGAAAAACUCCUGCCAGGGAGGCAAUAUGUGGCAGACAUUCAGGUCGCUGUAAAUCCGGGGUGGUUUACAUCCAUGUGGAGUGAAUGGAGCAACAGUGUUGAAUGGACAUCUGACUCUCCAGAGACCGAUCAGUACUAUUUCCUGCUGCUGGCACUUCCUGUUGUGGCGGUGGUGCUGCUGGUGUACAGUGGGAAACUAGGGGGCAUCAAAAAGCCGACCAUGUGGCAGCACAUCCCAAGCCCGCAUGAGUAUUUCAAACCGCUCUACCAUAUACAUCAAGGAGACUUUAAGAGGUGGGUCGGACCAGUCCUGACGUUCAAUAACUUCGAUUUCCAAGAGAAGAGCACCUCUUUGCAGGUGCUUUGUGAGAACCAGCAGAAUGACAGCUCAGAAGAACCUAGUAACAGCGGGAACGGUGAGCGGGACUUUGGUCUUGCGGUUCAAAACUCAUCGAAACUCUACUUCCUUGGUGGCAGCAGUAACAGCGUCGCACACUCCGGCGGACACAUAUCGAUGGACACCGUUACAGUGUCUGGUCAGGAGGGCGUCGUGGCCGACUGGUCCAGUGACAGUCACAGACGGAGCCUAGAGGACUUCCUCGAUGGCAAAGACACCGAUCAGAGAGCGGCUGAGAUCGCAGACAGACAGCCUCUUGUACCUGAAGGCAGCGGGAGUUUACAGGGUUUAGACUGUGAUGACUGGCAUCUACAGGAGCACGACCUGGAGAACAUUGAACAGAACUCGCUGGACUCUUACGGUUCCAAUGAGGAGUCUGAUGACGGUUACCCACAAAUGGGAUUGGAUUUAGACACCAUAGACAGUGGAUUUCUGGAGUCAGACUGUUCAAGCCCGUCGGCUUUUGAUGGGAACGAGCAGAUAGAGACUGAUUCACUGGAUGGCGUGGGAGGCUCCCAUUCAAAUUAUGUCAAACAGUGGGUGGCUUUUACAGCAGUUCAAGUUGAUGCCCACAGCACUGGAAAGUAGCUGUUCAUGGGAGUUCCUAUUACUACAUCGAAGUGAAUCAACCGCAACUGAAUAAUAAACAGGAGAUUGCGGAAGCGUCUAUAU
Messenger RNA from Rhinichthys klamathensis goyatoka, 1861 nucleotides. RefSeq names its product interleukin 21 receptor, tandem duplicate 1 (gene il21r.1). The coding region runs from base 188 to 1777 and encodes 529 amino acids. Gene Ontology annotation, biological process: immunoglobulin mediated immune response; cytokine-mediated signaling pathway. Gene Ontology annotation, molecular function: cytokine receptor activity; protein binding. Gene Ontology annotation, cellular component: external side of plasma membrane. The record is from RefSeq and is a predicted model, not a curated record. NCBI's taxonomy places the organism in Eukaryota, Metazoa, Chordata, Actinopteri, Cypriniformes, Leuciscidae. The transcript is spliced from 8 exons.